Molecule: messenger RNA, 1730 nt
Organism: Peromyscus maniculatus bairdii (prairie deer mouse)
Lineage: Eukaryota; Metazoa; Chordata; Mammalia; Rodentia; Cricetidae
Gene: Lactb
Product: lactamase beta
Biological process (GO): proteolysis; regulation of lipid metabolic process
Cellular component (GO): mitochondrion
Molecular function (GO): peptidase activity
Source: RefSeq, a predicted model, not a curated record
GUUGCGGGGCGCCGGCCCCAUUCAGUCCCCCGUGGACCCCGAGGCUGCGGGCGCCGAGCUGCCGCACGAGCAGGCCUCGAGCCCCGGGAGCCCGCACACGCCUGCACCGCCCGCAGCCAGGGGCUUCUCCAGAGCCAUCGAGAGCAGCCGCGAUCUGCUGCAUCGGAUCAAGGAUGAGGUUGGUGCACCCGGCAUAGUGGUUGGAGUUUCUGUAGAUGGAAAAGAAGUCUGGUCCGAAGGUUUAGGCUACGCAGAUGUGGAGAACCGGGUCCCCUGCAAACCGGAGACGGUCAUGAGAAUCGCAAGCAUCAGCAAAAGCCUCACCAUGGUGGCUCUGGCCAAACUGUGGGAAGCAGGGAAGCUGGAUCUGGACCUCCCGGUGCAGCAUUACGUCCCCGAGUUCCCAGAAAAAGAAUACGAGGGUGAAAAGGUUUCUGUCACAACAAGAUUAUUGAUUUCCCACUUAAGUGGAAUUCGCCAUUAUGAAAAGGACAUGAAAAAAGUGAAAGAGGAGAAAGCUUAUAAAGCCCUGAAGAUGAUGAAAGGGUUAAUGCCAUCGGACCAAGAGAAAGAACCGAAAGAAAAGGGAGGCAAGAAUCACGAAAAGAGCGACUCCCCCAAGGCAAAAGCCGACCAGGAGAAUGAAGGCAGGUGUCGGCACUCAAAGCCGGGCAAGAAAAAGAAUGAUUUUGAACAAGGCGAAUUGUAUUUGAAAGAGAAAUUUGAAAAUUCAAUCGAAUCCCUACGAUUAUUUAAAAAUGAUCCUUUAUUCUUUAAACCUGGUAGUCAGUUUUUGUAUUCAACAUUUGGCUAUACCCUGCUGGCAGCCAUAGUGGAAAGAGCCUCAGGAUAUAAAUAUUUGGACUAUAUGCAGAAAAUUUUCCAUGACUUGGACAUGCUGACGACUGUACAGGAAGAAAACGAGCCAGUGAUUUACAACAGAGCAAGAUUUUAUGUUUACAAUAAAAAGAAACGUCUUGUCAACACACCUUAUGUGGAUAACUCCUAUAAAUGGGCUGGUGGUGGAUUUCUGUCCACAGUGGGUGACCUUCUGAAGUUUGGGAACGCAAUGCUGUAUGGUUACCAAGUCGGGCUGUUUAAGAAUUCAAAUGAAAAUCUCUUACCUGGAUAUCUCAAGCCAGAAACGAUGGUGAUGAUGUGGACCCCAGUCCCUAACACGGAGAUGUCCUGGGAUAAAGAGGGCAAAUAUGCCAUGGCGUGGGGCAUUGUAGAGAAGAAGCAGACAUAUGGUUCCUGCAGGAAGCAGAGGCACUACGCUUCCCAUACUGGAGGCGCAGUGGGCGCCAGUAGUGUCCUGCUGGUCCUGCCUGAAGAACUGGACCCAGAGGCCAUAAAUAACAAGGUUCCCCCACGAGGAAUAAUCGUCUCUAUCAUAUGCAACAUGCAGUCCGUUGGCCUCAAUAGCACUGCUUUGAAGAUUGCCCUAGAAUUUGAUAAAGACAGGGCCGACUAAUCCUAAGUGGCACAGGUCCACAGUGAGCUUUCCGUUCUUUGAAAUGUUGACGUUCCAAAAUACAUACAAUUUUAAGAAUACAUUUGUAAUAGAGUACAGUUAAAUGUGGAGAAUUAUGUACCUCUAAUUGCUUAAUUUUGUAACUGCCUUUUUAUUGUACAAUUAGUUCUUUACACUCAGGGAAAUAACAGUUAUUUCUACUUUUUGAAAAAAAAGUGUUAACUCUUGAAAUAAAAUAUUCUGAUAAAAGACAGUA